This is a messenger RNA of Pollicipes pollicipes, 613 nucleotides long. RefSeq names its product Sys1 golgi trafficking protein (gene Sys1). NCBI's taxonomy places the organism in Eukaryota, Metazoa, Arthropoda, Thecostraca, Pollicipedomorpha, Pollicipedidae. The record is from RefSeq and is a predicted model, not a curated record. Gene Ontology annotation, biological process: Golgi to plasma membrane protein transport; protein localization to Golgi apparatus; Golgi to endosome transport. Bases 82 to 552 code for a protein of 156 amino acids. Gene Ontology annotation, cellular component: Golgi membrane; trans-Golgi network. The transcript is spliced from 3 exons.
GUCGCGAUCUGUGCGUGUUGUAUAUCAUGCGCGGCUGUGCUGUUAAUGCGAUUCAUUUCAGAGGUUGAAUAUUAGUUGGGUAUGGGAGGCCAUUUCCGCUAUACAAAGUGGGACCCUGUGCUGAUAAUAAGUCAAAUUGUUUGCUUGCAAGCAUUGUAUUAUGUUACGUUGGGCGUCUGCCUUGUUUUCCUUAACAUGCUUACUGGCGGCUUACUUUCCCUUGACAGCAUUUUCAACUUUGAGGUUCUGAAUCUAUCUGAGGGCCAUGGCAGGGUGGUUGCCAUUGCAUUUGUGCUGAAUGCAGGAUUCAGCGCGCUGUCGCUCUGGUGGGUGGUGCAGCGGACCAAGCUGUGCCUCGACUUCUCAUGCACCACGCUGGGCUACCACCUGCUCUUCUGCUGGCUGCACGGCGGCCGGGCGCCGAGCAGCGCCGCCUGGUGGCUGGUGCAGCUGGCCUGUCUCAGCCUGGCCUGUGUGUGCGGCGAGUUCCUCUGCAUGCGCACCGAGCUGGCCGCCAUCCCCGUGAACCUGGGCGGCCGCGCCGACUUGUGACGCCGGGCCCACUGAGCGCGCCGACCGACGGCGACUAUCCUGGCGGCGGCGGCGGCCGAGU